AUGAGUUUGCAAGAGAAUAAACUCAUACCUAUUGAUAAAUUACUUAAAAAUUUUGAAAAUGAAUCUUUAAAACCUCAAGUUAUAUUAUUAACUUGUGGUUCUUAUAUUCCUAUUCAUAAUUUUCAUAUUGAAAUUUUUGAAAUUGCAAAAGAAUAUUUAGAAAAAGAAAAAAAUUACAAAGUAGUAUUAGGAUAUAUUUCUCCUUCUCAAGAAACAUAUAUUAUUCAAAAAAAAUACCUUAAAGAAAAAAUCUCAUUAACUGAUAGAAUAGAAAUGAUUAAACUUGUGACAAAUGAAUCCUCAUGGAUUGAUAUAACUACUUGGGAAGUUUUAUCUCCAAAAAAUAAUAAAGAAGUUAUUAGUUAUCAUCAUGUUGUUAAAGAAAUAUUUAAAUAUUUAAAAAAAAAUGAACAAAUCAAACAAUCUUUAAAAGAAAGACAAUUGAAAUUAAUUUAUUUAUGUGGAUUAGAUCAAGUUUCAAAAAAAGAAAGAACUGGAUUAAAACAUUUAGAAAAAUUUGAAAUUGCAAUAAUUGAAAGAUAUCUCAAUGACAAAAAUGAAGAUAAAGAUUGGAAAGACUAUUGUAAAGAAAAAUUUAAAGAAAUGUAUAAGGAAGAUAAGGUAAUAUUGAAUGGGAAAAAAUGUGCAAUCCCAAAGUUGUAG
Molecule: messenger RNA, 663 nt
Organism: Cetraspora pellucida
Lineage: Eukaryota; Fungi; Glomeromycota; Glomeromycetes; Diversisporales; Gigasporaceae
Source: the annotation of a GenBank genome assembly